AUGAGACGAUAUCGACCAAGGUCUUCAGCCUCACAAACCUCGAAAGAUUUAUUGCUGGAAAGAAGUUUGCCUUCUCCUUUUGAUUUUAAAGAAAAAACACAAGCCGAAAAUGAGCUGGAAUUUGAACUAAAAUCCUCUGGAAAUUUUGGAACUGUUGAAGAUUCUGAAUCAUCAAGAAAAAGAACGUUAUAGCCCGAUCUCUGUUUUGAGUCGGGCUUUAUCUAGCGUCUACCAAUGCCAGAUUGGGAAUUAACGAACCAAUGCUUAUUGGCAAAGCGAAUUCCCAGAUGGCAAAUCUCCAAUCACAAGAGGGUUUGCAACCUGGGGAGUUGGCUUUGUAAUCAACCAUUGGCUCGCCAACUCUCCAUUUGAUGCGGGGAGACAUCAGCAAGCCCGAUCCAAAGCAGGAAUCAGGCUAUAGACUUACUAGAAACCCAAACCCAAAAUUUCAAUAAAGAUUUAGAAGACCAGCUUAUUGCAAGGGACCAUCACAUAAAUGAGCUAAAUAACUCAAUUUUGAUGCUCACUUCUCUUCCCAAAAAUGUGUAAAUAUAGUAAAAUUCUUUGUGAUUUUUUUAUUAGUAAUUCUUUUUACAUAUAAUUACUAAAAAAAUAAUAUAUUAAAAAACAUAAAACCCUUUCUAAGCGAUAAAAAAUUUUGUUUUUCACAGAGAAAAAGUCAGAACAAUCGUGAAGAUUAAAGAAGAUGAGAUAAGCCAGUUAAAAAACACAAACCUGAUGGAAAGCGAGUCAAGAGAUUCAAUUGAGAAUUAUAAAAAACAAAUUGAAGAGUACAGAAAAAGCGAUUGCUUACUAAGCAGUGAAAAAGAAAAGUUGAAAAAAGAAAUCGAAGAAACUAAAGAAAAAAUUGCUGAAUUAAAAUCUCAAUUAGAAAUUAAAGAAAGCAGCCAGAAUGAAAUAAAAAAAGAUAUUAAAGAGAUUUCAGAAGUGUUUACAAGAAUGUCAUCUCUUAAUUCAGAAUUGCAAGAAAAAGUUGAAAAAUUAAGUGAAGAGUUACAAGAAACUUACAGGAAAUAUUAUGAAGCUGAAAUAAAAGCAAAAUUUGCAGACAAACUGCAGCUAGAAAUUGACAGUAUUAUAAAAUCAAAAUCCAAAUUAAAAAGAGAAAAUACAUCUUAUUUAGCCACACAAGAGAGCAUUAAAGAAAAGCUUUCCCAAGCUAAUGAAGCAAUAUUAGCUUACGAAGAAAUGCUGAAUUCUUUACUUGCAGAUUUAAAAUCUGAAGAAUACCUCGAAAACAAGCUAAAAUCAGCAGCUCAAUUUUGCAUUGAUUUUCAAGAAAUGAAUGAAAAAUUAAAAAAUUCUUUAAAUUCCGCUGAUUUCCACCAGGAAAAUAAUAAUCAAAAAAAUGAAGAAAUCAAAAAUGCUAAAAUAGAACAACUAGAAGAAGAAAAUUCUAACUCUCUCUGUGCGAGUGAACAAAAAUAUUGUAAAAUUCCCUGCUUUUUUGGGUAAAAACUUAUUAAAAAUUUUUACAAAUUAAUUAAUACUAAUUCAUAUUAUUUCGUGAGGAAUAAAAUUUUUUUAUUCACUCACUGAGGGAGGGAGUAAGCAAAGGAUUCAGAUUACUGAGCUGAACGAAAAAAUUGAGACUCUUCAAUUGGAAAUAGAUACAUUAACACGCCUAAAUCAAAGGUUCCUUCACACGACACCUAUUUCAUAAGCUAUUUUUUUGCCCAUUUUUUUUUGCCUAUUUUUUGCCUAUAUUUUUCACCUAUUCUAUUUUUGCCUAUUUUUUCAUCUAUUUUUUUUCUAUUGUUUUCGGAUAUUUUUGGCUUAUUGUUUUUUGGCCUAUUUUCCAAAAUAAAAUAGGUGAAAAACAAGAAAUUUAGGCCAAAAAUUAAUUAUUAUGAAAUAGCCACAAAAUCAAAAGCUUAAAAGUGACUUUUUAGAAAGCACCUCAAAAAUAAAAAAUCAAUUUAAUAUAAUAAAAUCCCAGAACGAUAAAUACAAAGAUCAGCGAAAACAAGCAAUUGCUGAAAGAGACACCAAGGACAUAGAGCUUCAAGAAAUGAAAAUAAGACUUGCCCAUGCCUCUGAAAAAAUUGAAAAAAUCAGGGAACAUAACCGAACUUUAAACGAAAAAAUUAGCCAAAUGCAGCAUCAUCACGCGAAUUCCCAAAGCGAGACUUUGCCUUUAGAUAUAUAUAAAAACAGCAAAGAAUUGGCAUAUAAUGAAGUACUUCGUGAAGAAAUUUUUAAAAAAGACACCGAACUUGUACGAAAAUCCAAAGACAUAUUAAGGCUUGAAAAAGAGCUCAAAGAGCUCAAAGAUACCAUAAUUCAGGCAAAAAGUCAAAUAAAUGAAGACGAGUAUCAAAAUAUUUUGGACGACAAAGACAAAGAAAUAGAAAUAUUAAAAGGGAUGCUAAAAGGAGCUUACUCAGAAACCAGAGUAAAAGAAGGCAAGCUGUUUAUGAUGAGAAGGAAGCUUGGAAAUAUAUCUGAUAAGCUUGGAAGUAUGACUGACAGGAAUGAACAUACUCGGCAGCACACGACACUUAUUUAG
Molecule: messenger RNA, 2530 nt
Organism: Blepharisma stoltei
Lineage: Eukaryota; Ciliophora; Heterotrichea; Heterotrichida; Blepharismidae
Source: the annotation of a GenBank genome assembly